Messenger RNA from Thrips palmi, 762 nucleotides. RefSeq names its product early nodulin-75-like. NCBI's taxonomy places the organism in Eukaryota, Metazoa, Arthropoda, Insecta, Thysanoptera, Thripidae. The record is from RefSeq and is a predicted model, not a curated record. The transcript is spliced from 4 exons. The coding region runs from base 335 to 523 and encodes 62 amino acids.
UCAUAAAGAGUUCAUAGUUCAAAUUAAUUGACACUGUCACAUUCAUCCUCGAAAAAGUUUCUAGUAUUAAUCGUGGAAUAAAACCAUACCACCAUAAAUUUAAAUAAACAAUCUCAUUAGUAUCAUCUGUUUCCUAGUUUGUUUUAACAGUGUACAUGUAUUAUCUUUUUUCAGAUGAAUUUACCAUUUCCAUGGUGAUAAGGUGGAGAACAGACCAAGAACCGAGACAGGAUCUUUUUAUAAAGUAAAUGACGAUAACCGGCCCCCUGUCUCGCCACCGCCACCGGCGGGCCCACUGGGAGUGGGAGAGCGGUGCUCAUAUUGCGAGGAAACUAUGCCGGCGGCCGAAGCGGAACAUCAGCUCCCACGGGAAGCCCCACCCCCACCACAGGAAGCCCCACCACAGGAAGCCCCACCACAGGAAGCCCCACCACAGGAAGCCCCACCACGGAAGCCCCACCACAGGAAGCCCCACCACAGGAGCAGCAGGAACAGCGGGCAGCCCGCCGCCGCCGCAACAUGAAACAGGUGUUCCGUGCGCUACUGAGAUUUGUUGAAGAGGAGCUGGAUUCUGAUUGAUUUUAAUUCUCUGCACUUGCUCUGCUCUUAUUUCUACUGUAAACAGUGUUUUAAUUGAAUUUUAUUCUUGGAAAUCAUGUAAAGUGCUUUUUAAACUUUGUACCUUGUACCUCAUUUUUUUGAGAUAUUCAGAUGAUUUUCUUAAUUUCUUAAUAUGUGAUAAAUAAAAUUGAUUGGCAGUUA